This is a messenger RNA of Cricetulus griseus (Chinese hamster), 5335 nucleotides long. The record is from RefSeq and is a predicted model, not a curated record. Lineage: Eukaryota; Metazoa; Chordata; Mammalia; Rodentia; Cricetidae.
GAUCUACUAGAGCAACUUCAGGGACUUCUGAGUCCAGGAGUGGAGGAAGGGUUGAGUGAACAAAGAGACUCUGCUCUCAGAAGAAUGGAGAAAUCCUCAUCAUAGGACUGACUUGGAAAAGUUAUGCGGACUAACUCUGGCCAAAGAAGCAUGAAGACUAGUCAACUGGGGAAGGAAGAAAUGGGUUUCCAUGGAGCUGUGGAUGGUGUUCAUCUCAGGACUUCAAGGAAGUGGAGCUAUUUGAGAAGACUGGUGAGAUGAGCCUGAGACUGAAAUAUUUGAUUCUGCAAGUUGGUGAACAGCAGCUUCUGGAGUGAGCCUCUCAAGUCUCUGCCGACCAAUGGAGACCACGCUAGAUGCUGUCUGCAGUUGGGGUGAGAAGAAAGCAGAGGCAGCAGGUGUGGUCCAGCAGAGUUCCCAGGAAGAUUUCCGAGGCAUGGAGCUGCCAGCGGGUUUGAAAGCAAGUGAAGUGAAUGUGAAGGUGCCACAGCACGACUAAGGUCCACGGACACCCACCAACCAGCUCCUCUCUGGCAGAAUCUUUAGAUUGCUGUGUAAUAUGCUGCCUUUGCAAGAGGACAAGAAACUAGUACCCAAAAGACGUGUUCUUCAGCACUGGGACUAGACCUGUUCUCAAGACAAUGGCUUCAAAGGUCUCCUGCCUAUAUGUUUUGACCGUUGUGUGCUGGGCCAGCGCUCUCUGGUACUUGAGCGUAACACGACCUACUUCGUCCUACACUGGCUCAAAGCCAUUCAGUCACCUAACAGUUGCUAGGAAAAAUUUCACAUUUGGCAACAUAAGAACUCGACCUAUAAACCCACAUUCUUUUGAAUUUCUUAUAAAUGAGCCCAACAAAUGUGAGAAAAACAUUCCUUUCCUUGUGAUCCUCAUUAGCACCACUCACAAGGAAUUUGAUGCCCGCCAGGCAAUCCGGGAGACCUGGGGGGAUGAGAACAACUUCAAAGGGAUCAAGAUAGCCACACUUUUCCUCCUGGGCAAAAAUGCUGAUCCUGUUCUGAACCAGAUGGUGGAGCAAGAGAGCCAGAUCUUCCAUGACAUCAUAGUGGAGGACUUCAUUGACUCCUAUCACAACCUCACCCUCAAAACUUUAAUGGGGAUGAGAUGGGUUGCCACUUUCUGUUCAAAAGCCAAGUAUGUUAUGAAAACAGACAGUGACAUUUUUGUGAACAUGGACAACCUUAUUUAUAAACUCCUGAAACCAUCUACCAAGCCAAGAAGAAGGUAUUUUACUGGUUAUGUCAUCAAUGGCGGGCCGAUCCGGGAUGUCCGCAGUAAGUGGUAUAUGCCUAGGGAUUUGUACCCUGACAGCAACUACCCACCAUUCUGUUCAGGAACUGGCUAUAUCUUUUCUGCUGAUGUGGCUGAACUCAUUUACAAGACCUCGCUCCAUACCAGGCUGCUUCACCUUGAAGAUGUGUAUGUGGGACUGUGUCUUCGAAAGCUAGGCAUACAUCCUUUCCAGAAUAGUGGCUUCAAUCACUGGAAAAUGGCCUACAGUUUGUGUAGGUACCGCCGUGUCAUCACUGUCCAUCAGAUCUCUCCAGAAGAAAUGCACAGAAUCUGGAAUGACAUGUCAAGCAAGAAGCAUCUCAGAUGUUAGGGUUUUUAUCACUGUAAAUAAGUUUCUUUUCUAAGAAAUGGGGACUAAUGUGUUGGCAUUUUACAGGUGUCACCAAGGGAAAAUGAACUGGUAAGGGGUUUUGUAAAGUUUUUGCUUCCUGAUCCUAGUUCCUUUCUUGGAUCACUAAUUUACAAGUAUUGGGCUCAGUCAUAGAAACAGUGAGUUAGAAGGGACAGAUUUCAUUCUCAGGUCCUAAGACAUUGCCAUUUGUUUCCAAGAGUGACUCUAAUAACUGCUAGAAUUUAUGCACUGUGCCUCUGAGAUCGAAAUCUGGGUCAGGAAAUGGGAACUCACCCUAAGGUCUUCAUAUCAUCACCACAAAAAUACAUAGUAACUCUUAAUAAAAAAAAGAAGUCAAAAGACAUAUAGUCAGGAAGACACACCAGAUGUGAUUUUUAAUGCUGUGUGUUAUUGUCACAUUGGAUUUUUACACAUAUUGCCGUGGAAUGUGUAUAGAAUUUGUGAUUCUAUCAAUAAUUGAUUUUACCCCUGGUAGGGAGACUGUGAUGAAAUAGAUUGGGAAUUGAAACUUGAGAAUCAAUUAUUCUGUAUGUAUAGAAAACACCUAGGCUUAUACUUCUGAGGAUUAAAUCUAGUCAACAGGUGGGAUGUACAUAAAAUGCUAUUUUAAGUAAACAAACAAUCUUUUUUCCUUUUCAGAACAAAUAUUACAUGGUGCCACCAAGGAGACUGCCAAACAUAAUACUGUCACCUGUUUCCGUCCAUGCAAUGCCUUUAAGUGAAUUUUCCGGUUUUGGAUCAGGCAGGUGGAUGUCUCCAUGUAUAGAAAACAAGUUGGUAGGAGGCUCAGAAACAAUACAUAGCAAUUGAUUAAAUGCAAAUUUAGUAUAUAUUCUAAUUAGCAUAAGCUUAGCAAUAGUGUACAAUGCCCCUCUGACUUAUUUGCAAAGCAUGUGGGAAAAUCUUUAACAGGUAACAGUGUUAUUGAAAGAUGUGGCCCGGCUACCAACAAACAUUAUAUUCUCAUGACAUCUAAAACAUUUAAGUACUUAUAGGGGCAAAGCUGUUUCGAGAUGUUCUGGAGGUUCUGUGGCUGAGAUCCAAGGGAAGGAAGAACGGGGAAGCCUGAUUUCAGAUCCCAUUGAUGCCACAAAUUAGAUGGACCAUAUGAAUGGGCAUCUCAUUUUUGAUGUGCUUCUGUAUGCUCACUUGUAAAAUGGCUAAAAAGAAAAAUCUACCUCACAGAUACUGUGAGAGCAAAUCACAUUUGCUAAUAAGUAUUUUGAGGUCUUUAGUUUAAAAGGUGCUACGUAAUGCCAUGUAUCAUGCAUUAUGCUAAAUGCUAAAACGAUUACAGUAAUUAUAAAGAUAGCCAUCAGUUAUGGUAACAUCAUCGUAAUAUAACAAUUUACAAAAUAAAGAUUGACUGUGAACUAUAUCAGUGUACCUAAUUCUUCCAAGACUUUGAUGUUUCCUUGGCUAUAAGUUAGUUGAUUGUGGAAGCUUCAAUUUCUCUGCCAUGUCUUGGUUUUGGUGGCAAAUCUGUCACUCCGGUGUGUUGCCUUGGUAUCCCAGGAUGUUGAAAAGCAUUUGCUUUGCUUUGGGAAGGAGCUUUGCAUAUGCUUUGCAAAAUGUAUCCUCACAACUUAAAUCAUAGGAAACGUUUGCCCAGCAUUCUUAAAACUCUUUAGGACAACUGGAGCUAAUCUACUCCACAAAGAGGAAGAAGCAGUCAGCACACCCAUUCAUUAGGGAACUCACUGUUGUCAUGCAAAGCCCCACACCUGAAAGCAGUCUUUUAUCUAUUUUAUUUGCACCUUGAUGGUUGGAAUACCCCCCAUAGAAGCUAAUAGGGAUCCCACUAGGGAGACAUAAGGAAGAAAUGGAGUCCCAUAGUCACAUUGUCUUACUAGCCCCUAAGUACUAAAUGACACAGGAUUUCCCAUCCUUUAAUAUGAGUUUGAUUACUGCACAGUGUCAAGUGUUCUGGGAGGACAUGAAGCAGGACAAGGUUAGCCAACCUCCCAUCAUCCAGCCUCAACUGUCAUUGAACUCCAGUCAAUGGGAAAGCCUCAUUUGUUCCCAGUUGCAUAGCUGAAUGCAGUCUCUGUCUCCUACGAUGGCCUUGCACCUACUCCAUGCUCAGCCAAGCCACUUUUCAUGUCAAAGAAUCUCACAUUAUAAUAAUCAUGACUGUACAUCUAUGAAUGUUUUAUAUGUAUGUGUGGAAUAUGCAUAGAGCCCUAAUCUUGAAAAGGAGCAAAAAUCAGAAAAUCACGUCUUAAAGAACUAUUUCUUCACUUUUUUAUGCUACAUAGUGCCCGUAUGACAAACAUGUAAAUGGACAUCAAUGAUUACAUGUACAUAAUUUAAAGGAGCUCUUUUCUUCUCUUCGAUUGUAGGAACAGCUAGAAUCUGCUUGAUGUGUAACAUUUUCCUCUGCAUGGAACUUGGUGAGGCAAGGCCAUUUGUCCAGUAUUUCAAUAGCCUUAAGCAUGUUUGCCUUUGGUUUUUUUGUUUUGUUUUGUUUUUGUUUUUUGCUUUUUUUUUUUUUUUGGAUGUUCAAAAAAAUGUUUAACUUGUCAAGGAAAAGCUCUAAUUUUCUGCUUUUGUUAGUUCUAUUACAAGAAACUGGUCAGAUUACUGUCAUGGUUAUUUAUUAAACCAUUCUUACCAUUUCUUUAAGAAAAAAUCGUAAUAAUGGCAGUAUUCUGGGGCUGGGGGUGGAACCCAGUGGUAAAGUACUUGCCUAGCAUACAAAGGGCUCCAGGUUCAGUCCUCAGCACUGCAGUGAUGAAGUCAAAAUAGUGAUGGCUCUAGUGGACUAAAAGUCACUCAAAAAAAAUUUUUUUUCCCAAACACUGUCUGACUCCCCUUUAUUUCUUCAUUAUGUACUGGAUAACAUCAGUGUCUAUAAUCUUAGAGUUUCUUCAUUUAUUUCUUAGAGGAAAAAAAAUGUUUUCUCUUUGGUGCCUCGUUUAUGUGGCUUUGUGUCUUCUUGGAGCAGUUUCAAUAUACAACAAUGUAACAAUGUACUUUCAAAUAACCAGAUUCAAAACAUGAAGAUCACUUUUGAUAUGAAUUAAAUGUGGACAAACAAAACCCCUUAUGUGAUAAGAUAUGGGGGGAAAUACAUUCUUUACAGAGAAGCCAAGGAAGGAGUUUUUUCAAUCAAAUUUCUUCUAACAAAAGACAAUGGAAUAUUUAUGUACAGUAUCUGGAAUUCAUUUUCUACCUUUCCUAAUAUGUGGGUUCAGUACGGGAAUUGAUUGUAUCAUUUCUGUAAAGGUGAAGAAAUGUUUUAUAAGCAACAGGUAACUUGUGAAUGAAAGAAAUAAUUUACUAGAAACGCUUGAUGAUAAUUGACAUUUAGGUAUAUUGUUAUAUAUGAAUGAUUGUAUUUAUGUAUUUAUUUGUUCAAAAUUGUACAUAUGGUUUUGCCAAAAGUAACUGUGUUAAAGUGCACUCUCUGGGUUUGUAGUACUAUUUAGGGUUAUAUGGGUUGCCAAUCAAGCUGCUAAUCAGAAUACUAUUUUUUUGUAUCAGUGUUACAACAUGUGACAAAUAGAAGAAGCUGUCUUUUCAUCACUUUCCUUAUCUUCCUCUUGAAAUGUAAACUGUUGGUUGAAAGCACGAUGCUAAUGUACAGGCCCAUCUGUUAAGGGGAAGGUCACGGUUUCAUAAAGCUGAUUUUUUUAAUUCCUGGGACAAAUAAACAAAAGAAGAACUCA